UUGUCCUCUACCUCCCAUUACGUUGCCCGCGGAGACCUAUACUUGCCUCUGUGUAGAGAUUUCAGACAUGGGCUCAAGAGUUACACGCCUGUUUAGAAACUUCAAUAUAGAGAAUCGCGCUCACCGAGAAAUAAGCAAGACAAAAUCUAAAGCAGCGCCACGGCAUUCAGCACCAAUCGGUAUUCCACAAGAAGACAUUGCGGAAGAGAUCAACAAGAAGAAUGAUUCGCUGCUGUCAAUGCUGAAGGAUGUGUAUGUGGAGUCUAAAGAUCCAGUUCCUCAGGACGAAGCACUUCCAGAGGUUAAGAAGGUCGAGGAGGAGACGCAGCAAAGGGCGCUGAAGCAUAGUCUACCGAGUGCCCCCUAUGGUUUCUGUGACAUCACUGUUGUGCCGAAAGGCAAAAUUUCACUUGUGGAAGCGUUAACUGCACUGAACAAUCACAAACUCUUGCCUAAAACAUGGACUCCAGAGAAGCUGGCAGAGGAGUACUCUCUAGACCCAAAAGAUGCCAAAGCGCUGACAGAAUUCUUUUUUCCCUUUGACGUCAUAAUCAUUCCACCAAAAACAGAGGAGACUAAGCGGAUUGAUUCUUAGCACAUAUGAACAGUGUCGCAAACAGACUCGAGCCGUCUCUGAAACGCCACAGUAUCUAAAUACGUGUGUUAUGACCGUCGCUUGUAGUGUGUUUGUAUUAUUUGUUUUUGAAGGCCCUGUCAUAAUUAUUUAUUCAUUUUUGUCUCAUUUAAAGUAUUGCAUAUCCCAACAUGUAUUGUAGCAAUAACUUAACUAAGAGGAAAAAUCUUGUCAGCCAAAUCAAUUUCUGCUUCAAAACAUCAGUACAGGUUAUAAUUUUCAAUUAAUAUGAAGAAACUGGUUCAGAAAUGCUUCCUUUUUUUAUGUGAACACUGUAGUUUGCAUCUGUUUUUACUGACAAUAAAUCAGUUGUCCUUGCAUUGGUCAAA
Messenger RNA from Puntigrus tetrazona (Sumatra barb), 963 nucleotides. It is a transcript of the gene ndufaf4, whose product is annotated as NADH:ubiquinone oxidoreductase complex assembly factor 4. Bases 68 to 595 code for a protein of 175 amino acids. The transcript is spliced from 3 exons. NCBI's taxonomy places the organism in Eukaryota, Metazoa, Chordata, Actinopteri, Cypriniformes, Cyprinidae. Gene Ontology annotation, cellular component: mitochondrion. The record is from RefSeq and is a predicted model, not a curated record. Gene Ontology annotation, biological process: mitochondrial respiratory chain complex I assembly.